AUGAACGACGAUAUUAACAGCCAAGAAGACUUCACCCAGCUCGUCAACGGAAAGAAAGUCGUCGCCCUCCCCAAUGAUACACGUCCGAGACAUCCUGAUGGCAGCUACGUGUUCGUUCGUGACGAGACUGCUAAAACCAUCGAAGACAAAAGCGCGCAAGACAUCAUCGCCUACUACGCCAAAAUCCUCGCCAUCGAAACAAAAUCCAGACCCCAUCCUAGUUUGACAUCGAAUGCAAUCAUCGACGGCUUGGAUACCCUACGCAUCUGCUCCGAGAUCUUCUCCGACAAUCCUACUAAGCCUUCUUUCGUCGCGGAAUACUUACACAUGCUAGCGCCACAACACCAACUCAGUCUCUCCAUCGUUCUUUCCAUCAUACUCGAUACAGACGACUGGAUGAACCUCGAGCGUGAGGUUGUCAGGGACGAGGAGUUCGAGAUCUCGGUGGUGAUUUGGGUGCUGAAGCUUGGGCCUGAAGGGCUUAUGCUGGGGAGGGUGGAGGGGAAAAGCGAGAUGCAGAGUUUGUUGGGGGCGGAGGAGGCGUGGAUUGUGGUGAAUGAGGGUAAAGUAGAGUAUGAAGAGAAGAAGAUGGAGCUUAUGCGGGUUGCUGCGGAGGUGACGAUGUGGGGGAGGGGCGCGGCUGGGAUGUUUGCUAAGAAGGGUCGAACUGAAGACGACGAUUGA
Molecule: messenger RNA, 684 nt
Organism: Alternaria infectoria
Lineage: Eukaryota; Fungi; Ascomycota; Dothideomycetes; Pleosporales; Pleosporaceae
Exons: 2
Coding region: 1-684 (227 amino acids)
Source: RefSeq, a predicted model, not a curated record